Molecule: messenger RNA, 1360 nt
Organism: Nannospalax galili (Upper Galilee mountains blind mole rat)
Lineage: Eukaryota; Metazoa; Chordata; Mammalia; Rodentia; Spalacidae
Gene: Lrrc26
Product: leucine rich repeat containing 26
Exons: 2
Coding region: 293-1282 (329 amino acids)
Cellular component (GO): voltage-gated potassium channel complex
Molecular function (GO): voltage-gated potassium channel activity; transmembrane transporter binding; potassium channel activator activity
Source: RefSeq, a predicted model, not a curated record
UUGAGCCUGCUGUUUAGGUCUCAGAGGGGCCCCCAGUGGCCUCAUCAGCUCCACUUCAGGCUCAGGGCCAAGCCAAGACUGAAGUUCUGGACAGGUUAUAGGCAGUGCCGGGUGUUGGCUGUGUGCCUGGCUCCCGCCCAAGAUAAAGGGACCAGCUGUGGGACAGGAACUGUUGUGCCCAGGCCAGAGAAUUAAUACUUGUGCAAGUGGCGCAGGAACAAACUCCCAGCCACCUGGGCUCUGAAGACGCAUAGAAUUCAAGGCCCCCACCUUGGGUCCCUGAGCUACCCCCAUGCAGAGCGUUUUUUUCUCGAGGCGCCAGCCGAUACUGUCGCUGCUGUUGCUGCUGUUGAGGCGAAUCUGGGCCCAGGAACCUGCUGGAACUGCCCCCUCGACACCCCCGGUGGUCCCCGAAUGCCCCGAGGCGUGCACAUGUACACCGGGCGGCAUGAUCAACUGCUCUGCACUUGCACUGCCUGCGGUACCCGCAGGCCUGAGCUGGAGGAUACGCGUGCUGCUGCUAGAUCACAACCGCAUGAGCACACUGCCGCCAGGAGCCUUCGCUGGGGCGGGAGCACUGCUGUGCUUGGACCUGCGAGAGAACCGGCUCCAGUCGGUGCACGCACGAGCUUUCUGGGGUCUCGGAAUGCUGCAGUCGCUCGACCUGAGUGCCAACCAGCUGGAAGCGCUAUCUCCGGGCACCUUCGCACCGCUGCGCGCGCUGCGGUCCCUCUCCCUAGCCGGUAACCGGUUGGCACUCCUGGAGCCUUCGGCUCUGGGCGCGCUGCCGCUAUUGCGCGCACUCAGCCUGCAGGACAACUCGCUGUCGGCGCUCGCGCCAGACUUACUGGAUGGCCUGCCUGCUCUCGACAUGUUGAGCUUGCGUGGCAACCCCUGGGCGUGCGGCUGCGCGCUGCGUCCGCUGUGCAGCUGGCUGCGCAAGCACCCACGUCCUGCAUCAGAAACCGAGACCCUGCUCUGCGUGUCUCCAAGACACCAGACUCUCAGCCUCCUGACAGCCUUUCCGGACGCCGCCUUCAGGCACUGCGCUCAACCGCUGACAGUGCGAGACCUGGCGGUGGUCUAUGCGCUCGGGCCCGUCUCAUUCCUCGCUAGUCUGGCCACCUGCCUGGCUCUGGGCUCGGUGCUCACAGCCUGUGGUGCGCGCCGCCGCCGGCUCCGCAGCGCGGUGCGCCGCUUACCAAGGAGACCACCAGACCCCGAGACCCCAGCAUCCCUGGCUGAUCCUGGGAGCCCCGCAGCUGCACCUACUCAAGCCUAAGCCGGCUGCGGUGAUCCUCGGCGCCCCGGCUGUACUCCGCGCUCUCGAAACUCCCCAAAUCCCUGGUCCUCCCUUCAC